UCCUGUCCCUUGAAGGCUCCCCCGGCAAAGGCCAACUUGCCGGGUCAUCCUGGAGCCCUGCAGACGACUAAUGAAGUCUCGCGAGCGGUGUCGCGUGUGUUCGCCCGUACAAAUGGUCAUAUUAUCCAGCGAGCUCUGCUAUGAGGGAACCUUGCACAGCCUAACUUGGGUGUCACGAGAGAACUUUUUUGCGAAAGUACUGCAUCGCCUCCCCCGCUCCGGGGGGCCGCCGUGCGCCUUUACAGCGGGAGUCAGAUCAGAAGAUGCAAGCUGCGUACGAAGGCCGACGCGCUCUGUCGCCACGGAUGAUCACGCUUGUCCGUCCGAACAUAGUUAAGGUUCGCAGGCCAAACAGUCCUAAACCAGAACCAUACCAAAACGUGGUUCCCGUGCACCGAGGUGUGUAACGGUCCCUGGUCUUCGGGAGUCUCCUCCAUCCCCCCGAUUCGGCAUACAUCAAGUUAGCGCCCCAUCACCUGCAUUGCCCCGCAAUACUUAUACCAAGGAUCGCAUUCGCUCACCUUCCCAACGUCCUUCGCCCCUCAUCUCUCACUGACUCACUCCCGCAGCCGACACCCCCUCAACAGGCACCCCUGGCAUUCGACUACAACAUGGACCGCGACCAGCACAUACGCCACCACGCAAGUCCGCAGUUCACGGACUCACUCAGCCAUGACUCAUGGCUGGCCGACGCGGGAGACGCGUCGUCGUUCUCGGACCCGACGAGCCUUGAGCCAUCAUGGAUGGUACCGCUCUUUGACGACUUCACCCCGGACGCCACACUUCAUCACAGCCCAGCCUCCUCCCAGAACUCGACUCACGGCGUAACAUACGCCUACCGCUCCCAGAAUGCCCUCGGUCUGGAUAUCUCGCUGGAGUCGCCAACCUACCCAACGCUACCGUAUUCGUACAGUCUAUACCCUGACGGUCACUACAGCAUGCACACCCCUUCUCCCGGUCCCCUGCGCAUGAAUUUACCGCAGAUAAUCACCAAUGACCUUCAGACGCAGUCCCAGGGCUCCAGCAACGCCACCGGACUACACUCGCCUUCUGACCUCUCUUUGGCUGCAAUGGGCCCGCACUACCCACAAUCAGCUGGGACAUCCUCCCCAUCUACCGCAGGUCAAAACUCGUUACCGGUAACACCCUCUUCGCUUCCUGCUACAGUGCGUCCUCACCUCACAAUCCCGACCUCGACCGCUUUGUAUUCGCCCGCUUCGCAGUACAUCUCAGGGCUGCACAGCAACGUCUCGUCCCCCACCAAGUCACCCCUCCUCCGCGUGCCAGCCCCAAGUCCCAGCAUGUCGCCGAUGGUCGUCCACCACACGCCUGGCUCGUAUACCGUCCCGAUCCACCGUGGGGCUGUCGAAUCCGUCCUGGAAAUUGCCAGCAAGUGGCCCGACGCCGCCUUCCUCGUGCCGCAAAGGACGUACAGGCCCAACACCCAGAGCGAUCGCCGCCGCUACGUCGAGGAGGUCGACCUGGAGAUGCCCAUCAUGUUUUUCACGCAACACCCUGACGGAUGCGGCAUCAACUGCAAGGACGCCAUCAACUCCCGGUUCUCCCGCUUGCACGGCCGUGACGACUCUAUGUUCCAGAAUCGCGGACCCUCGGUCUCUAUUCGAAUUAACUGGCCGGGCUAUACGCCUUGGAGCCGCCAGAUUCCGACACGGGACUUCCGUAGCCCACCUGGGCCAAUCACCCGCUCCAAGCUGGCAAAGAACGUCGCCAAGACUGUGCUACGGUUCCUUGAUGAGAAGAAGGACAAACCGGUGGAGGACGAGGCUGAUCCCAAGUACAAGGUCGCUCACAUCACCAUCGACCAGAUUGACAUCGUCGGCCUGCAGCACGUUUCGAUGGGCAGCUGGCAAGCGCACCUGCGCCUCCGUCCGCGUACGUAAGGGCGUACGGUCACCCCCCAGGCAUCGGUCUUUCGUCAAUUGGCAUCAUGGAGUCUUCUAGCACUGGCAUCACCCGUCGCACGUCGCGCCCAACGCCUCCCACAAAUCGUCACUUCCCACAACGCUCUCAUCUCCGCUGGCACCGCCUUUCACGCCACCCCACCUGGUCCUCAUCCGCCGCACAGCCAACUAGGACGCGCGUCCUGCUCGAGUGUGGACAACAGUCCUGCCACCGAUCUCCUCCCCGCCGCACGGGAGCCUGGCUUGCGCUGUCUCCUGGACACUUUGUGUUGCCUACCAUCAUCUUUCUCUCGGGCAGUGCAUGUCCUGUCACGACUGCUGCCCAAUCAUAGUCCCGACGUUUGGUUUUCUUUCUUGGAUGGCUCGUAACGUUUGUCAUGACCUAUUUCCCCUUUUGGUUCUCUGCCUCGAUAUGUCUUCGUCUUCUCUUCGCUAUGUCUCGUUAUGGCUCUCAUCCUUUGGUGCAACUUUGAUCGCUGUAUAUCUCCCUGUUACCUCCCAAGUCCCAACUCCGCGCUCGCUGUCUCCGACGCUCGUGAUUAUCACGCUGCAUCCGCGACGCCUUCCUUCACCAUACCCCUUUGGGCCUCGGACCUCUGCACCCCUCUCCAUUAUUUCCCAGAGUGUGUUCCAAUGCAACGUUCUACGUACACUGCAAACAAUAAAUA
This is a messenger RNA of Phanerochaete carnosa HHB-10118-sp, 2590 nucleotides long. RefSeq lists its product as uncharacterized. Bases 612 to 1901 code for a protein of 429 amino acids. The record is from RefSeq and is a predicted model, not a curated record. The transcript is spliced from 5 exons. Lineage: Eukaryota; Fungi; Basidiomycota; Agaricomycetes; Polyporales; Phanerochaetaceae.